Messenger RNA from Miscanthus lutarioriparius, 1032 nucleotides. The record is from the annotation of a GenBank genome assembly. NCBI's taxonomy places the organism in Eukaryota, Viridiplantae, Streptophyta, Magnoliopsida, Poales, Poaceae.
AUGCGGGCUCUGCGAGCGUGGGGUUCCCGGCCAUCCCGGCGCCGGUGGGGGCCCCAGAGGCACCGGCGACCCCGGCGCAGUCGUGGCGCGGGCGCGGCGGCCUUGGCCGCUCGGGUCCCGGCCAUCCCGGCGCGGGCGGGGGCCCCAGCUGCCCUUGCGACCUGGUCGCGGCCGCCGGUGCGGGCGUGGCUGCUGCGGCCACCCCGGAGCGGGCGGCGGGCGCAGGCAUGGCGGCUGCGGCCACCCCGGCGCGGGCGUGGGGCUCGAGAGCUGCAGUCCCGCCAAUCUGGUAAGCCGCCGCACACUCGGAGGGGAGUGAGGAUGCCUCGGCCGGAGUUCCAGGCAGCGCCGGAUGUGUUCUACAACGAGUCGGAGGUCCCCAAGUACACCACCUCCUCCCGUAUCAUCGAAAUCCAGUCUAGGAUUUCCGAGAGGGCGCUGGAGCUGCUCGCUCUUCCCAACGAUGGCGUCCCCAAGCUGCUUCUCGACAUAGGAUGUGGUUCUGGGCUUAGUGGUGAGACAUUGAUGGAGCAUGGCCACCACUGGAUUGGCUAUGAUAUUUCAAAGUCGAUGCUCGCACCAAUUAGAAAGGGAAGUGGGAGUUUAGAGGAGGGGAGCUUUCUAGAUAUCUUGCUCUGGUAUCUACAACGAAAUUAUUUAAGUGGUUCUUUUCCCCAAGCAUCAGUCAGUUCAUCACCAACAAAGCAGCCGACAGAGAAUGAACAAAUGGUCAAUGAGAUGCUUCAUGAGGAUGCCAGUGCUUUCGCUGGCAGGUCUGAUAGUGCUAGUACUGCUGAGGAGUUCCAGAAGAAAGUGAGAGAAACCAUGGAGAAAGCUUUUUGGGAUAUGGUCACCAACUCCAUGAGAGGAGAAAGACCUGAUUAUAGUCAACUGAUCAACCUAGUAAAGGAAGUGAGGGAUUCGUUGCAUGACCUGGCUCCAAAAGAAUGGAAGGAGAAAACUCUUGAGAACAUUGACCUUGAAAUUCUGUCUCAGGUACUUGGGUCAGGUUCCCAGGAUGCACAAUACUAG